AUAUACCGAGAAGCGGUGGGUGCGAGAGAGUCGAGUAGAACGGUUUGUGAGAGAGUUCGGGUAUCGGCGUGGCAACGUGGCGAGGGGAAUGUCAGACGUUGUUAAGCUAAACUAGGGGAAACAUCGAGGGCAACCCAUCAGUGCUGCCACCACCGUCCGAGAACGGCGAGAGAGCGCAACCAUACCAUCCGAGCACAACCUACUAUACUCUCCACACUACACAUUACAACUACAGCGAGCCAGAGAAACAGUUGCCAGUUUAACCAGUUUCCAAGUUUUAUUAUAAGUGAGAGAUUCGCCAUGGCCUCAGCGAAAGAUACAGCGACUUUCUUCUCUCAUGGCACGAGUACGCAGUUCGAGCAAGUCCUGAAGCUGUACCCGCAGGCCCUCAGACUCAAGGCGGAGAGGAAGACCAAGAAGCCGGACGAGCUCGUCAAGUUGGACAAUUGGUAUCAGGAUGAGUUGCCGAAGAAGAUCAAGAGCAGGGGAAAGGAUGCGCAUCUGGUGCACGAAGAGCUUUGCCAAACGAUGAAGUGGAAACAGACCAGGGGUAAAUUCUAUCCGCAGCUAUCCUAUUUGGUGAAGGUGAACACGCCGCGCGCCGUCAUGCAAGAGACCAAAAAGGCUUUCCGCAAGCUACCAAACUUGGAACAGGCCAUCACUGCCCUCUCGAACCUCAAAGGAGUCGGAACCACCAUGGCUUCAGCUCUGCUGGCUGCCGCAUGCCCAGAAAGCGCCCCCUUCAUGGCGGACGAAUGUCUCAUGGCGAUCCCGGAAAUCGAAGGGAUCGACUACACUACCAAGGAAUACCUCAAAUUCGUGAAUCAUAUCCAAUCGGCCGUGGAUAGACUGAACAAAACGAAGCAACCGGACGCUACGAUCUGCUGGUCUCCCCAUAAGGUGGAACUCGCCAUUUGGACCCACUUCAUCGUAUCCGAGCUGAAGCCAGAACUGCUCUCUACAGUCGGGAUGGAAAACGGAAACUCAAUAUCGUCAGUCUUGCAUCAAAACGGGGACUCGUUGGAUGCGACCACCUCGGAUGAGAGCAACCAAGGACCGAUGAACGGCAAGACGACGACAGUCCUCGAUGAGGAUACUACCACUUCCUUCACGGAGGACAGCAUGGACAAGCCCUCUACGCCGAUCAUCGCCAACGAGGAAACAAAUGACAGCAUCGUGUCGGACUCCACGAACGACUCGACGACCGUCGAGUUCAACAAGAGACCCCUCGAUGACGACUCCAAUUCCGACGACCAACCCUCUAGCAAGAAAAUUAAAAAUAAUAUAGGUGAUAAGUGACAACUCCAAUCUAUUCCGUAAUUAAGUUUCUUUCUCUUUAUAAUUAUUAUUUUUUUAAAAACAAGUAAAAAAAAGCAUACAAGUACACAUGUAAGAA
Molecule: messenger RNA, 1396 nt
Organism: Nicrophorus vespilloides
Lineage: Eukaryota; Metazoa; Arthropoda; Insecta; Coleoptera; Silphidae
Exons: 4
Coding region: 301-1299 (332 amino acids)
Source: RefSeq, a predicted model, not a curated record